GAACUCAUCAACACACUCGCUUGAAUCAUUCAAUUCUCCAACUCCCGUUAUUCCGGUGUAUUACAAUUAGAAUAUUCGGUACAAAUAAUUUUAAUAUUGAAAAUGCGCUUCUCAACGUCCGCGGUCCUGGUGACCAUGCUGGGCUGGAUAGGGGCUGCCACAGCUCACAACAUUCAACUCAAAGCUCACUCGCGCGAAUGCUUCCACGAAAAGCUGCACAAGGAUGACAAAAUGACUGUUACAUUUCAAGUCGGCGACCGGGAAUUUGGUGGUAGUGGUAACCUAGAGAUUGAUUUCUGGGUCGAAGAUCCUGCCGGAAACCGACAAUAUUAUAAGAACAGUGUCUCAUCGGAGGAUUACUCCUUCACUGCCCAGCGAGAUGGAAAAUUCACCUACUGCUUCAGCAACGAGGCCUGGACAUCGAACUCCAAAGAAGUCUCUUUCAAUGUGCAUGGAAUUGUCUACGUCCCUGAAUCAGAGCUGGAACAGCAUCCCCUGGAAGUUGAAGUUCGUCGCCUUUCCGAGUCGCUGUCUCAAGUCCGCGACGAGCAAUCCUACAUCGUCGUACGAGAAAGGGUUCACCGAAAUACGGCCGAAAGUACAAAUGCACGUGUGAAAUGGUGGAGCAUCUUCCAACUCGCAUUCCUUAUCGGAGAGGGUAUUUUCCAAGUUUGGUGGCUGAAGCGGUUUUUCGAGGUCAAGCGUGUUGUUUAGAAUAUUUGAAAGCUUUUCCCUGUCGAGCCUCGCGCCGAGGCGUACGAACGAUAUUUGCGAUUUCUUCAGAUAAUAUUGCGGCGUUGAAAACAUAGUGGCUAGGGGCGAAGACCCUUCCGGAUUGGCAACCGAGAACGGGAUACUGUCUUGAUUGUAGUUUUAUGUCAGAUGAUAGCUCAGGUUAUGCGAAAUGAACGAACAAUAUAAGCAAUUUUU
Molecule: messenger RNA, 930 nt
Organism: Talaromyces stipitatus ATCC 10500
Lineage: Eukaryota; Fungi; Ascomycota; Eurotiomycetes; Eurotiales; Trichocomaceae
Product: endosomal cargo receptor (P24), putative
Exons: 4
Coding region: 103-714 (203 amino acids)
Biological process (GO): Golgi organization; intracellular protein transport; endoplasmic reticulum to Golgi vesicle-mediated transport
Cellular component (GO): endoplasmic reticulum-Golgi intermediate compartment; COPII-coated ER to Golgi transport vesicle; endoplasmic reticulum
Source: RefSeq, a predicted model, not a curated record